GCGAAGAGAGAGAGAAGAGAGAAAGAGAGAGAGAGAAAUACCGUGUGUGUGCCUGGAAAGUGUGAUGCUUUUAGUCCUGUGUGGAAUGACAGAGAGCUUUAUCGCAGAAACCCCCUAAAGUGCUUUAUCUGAGGAGGACAACUACUGCCUUCUUCCCUUUGUUUUGGCCAACCUCUACUUCCUCCACCUACUCCCUUUUCUCUCAAUCCAUCUCUUCCCCAAUUCAGUCUUUUUUCUCUCUUUCAUUCUUCAGUCCCUCCCUUCUGUCCAAGGCUCUCUGUUUCCAUAUCUCCUCCCCCGUCUUCUAUCUCUCUGUCUCCUGCCGUCCGGUCUGUCGCGUGUCCCAUAUAGACCUUGCUCUUUAUGGCUGAGUGAAGUGACCAGCCAGGGACUCUGGUGGAGUGAGUGACCAGCCAGGGACUGUGGAGGACUUUCCGGGGGAGUCAGGAUGGCGGUGAACUUUUCGGAGGUUUGGGGUCGGGUAAAGAAUGUGUGUGCGCAGAAUGGGCUCCUCAUCCUGUCUGUGUUGGCCGUUGUCAUCGGCUGCAUGAUGGGGUUCCACCUGCGGGGCAAGCAGCUCUCAGACCAGGAGGUGAAGUAUUUCCAGUUUCCUGGAGAGCUCCUGAUGAGGAUGUUAAAGAUGCUCAUUCUUCCCCUUGUCGUCUCCAGUUUGAUGUCGGGGCUGGCAGCCCUGGAUGCCAAGUGUUCCAGCCGCCUUGGUAUCAUGACCGUCUCCUACUAUCUGUGGACCACCUUCGUGGCGGUGGUGGUGGGCAUCCUCAUGGUUACCAUCAUCCACCCCGGUGGCGCCGCCCAGAAGGAGGACAACGAGGACAGCGGCAAGCCAAUCAUGAGCUCCGCUGAUGCCCUGCUUGAUCUGAUUCGCAACAUGUUCCCAGCCAACUUGGUCCAGGCAACUUUCCAACAGUACCGUACCAGGAGCAUCCCCAUCAUGAAGACCCCUCCACCCACGGUGACAGCCACCCUGAUGGAGAGCACCACCCGAAGGGUCUAUAUCUACGGUGUCCAAGACGACAACGGAACAGACAUCCAGAACUUCUCCCUGGACCUGACGCCACCGCCAGACAUCCAGAUGCGCACGCUGCCCGGGACCAGUGACGGCAUGAACGUCCUGGGGAUCGUCAUCUUCUCCGCCACAAUGGGUAUCAUGCUGGGUAGAAUGGGGCCUAAUGGCAGCGCCCUGGUCAACUUCUGUCAGAGUUUAAACGAGGCUGUCCUGAAGAUUGUCGCCAUAGUGAUCUGGUACUUCCCGUUCGGCAUCGUGUUCCUGGUGGCCGGUAAGAUCCUAGAGAUGGAUGACCCGUCAGCCAUGGGGAAGAAGCUGGGUUUCUAUGCCAUCACCGUGGUGAUGGGCCUGAUCCUCCAUGGUCUCUUCAUCCUCCCGGCCAUGUACUUCUUCAUCACCAAGAAGAGCCCCAUCGUCUACAUCAGGGGCAUCCUGCAGGCCCUGCUCAUCUCCCUGGCAACCUCCUCCAGCUCGGCCACGCUGCCCAUCACUUUCAAGUGCCUCCUGGAGAACAACCACAUCGACCGACGCAUCAUCCGCUUCGUGCUCCCCGUGGGCGCCACCAUCAACAUGGACGGGACAGCGCUCUACGAGGCCGUGGCAGCCAUCUUCAUCGCCCAGGUCAACAACUACGAGCUAGACUUCGGCCAGAUCAUAACCAUCAGUAUCACAGCUACGGCUGCCAGUAUUGGUGCAGCUGGAAUCCCGCAGGCCGGAUUGGUCACCAUGGUGAUAGUGUUAACCUCGGUGGGCCUGCCCACUGAUGACAUCACUCUCAUCAUCGCUGUAGAUUGGGCGUUGGACCGUUUCAGGACCAUGGUCAACGUGAUGGGAGAUGCCCUGGCCACGGGGAUCAUGGCUCACAUCUGUAGAAAAGACUUUGUCAAGGAAGGAGAGCAGGUGCCUCUGAUCUGUGAGACCAAGCCCAUGAUCAGCAUCCAGCAAAUGAUGACGUACCAGAAGAACGGUGGGUACCAGCACCCUCCCUGUGGACCAGAGGGCCCAGACGUGGCUCGUCUGAUGCAGCUGGAGGAGGGGGUACGGCCGGAGCAUAGGAAGAGGAAUCCCCACGCUCCCCAACACAAGAGGGAGCACAAGGACAAGGACCACUGCUCCAUCGACAUGAAUGGCCUGGAGACUAACGUAUAGAGGGAGCCAGUCAUCAGCACCACAGCAACCGGCUGCGUCCUGAUUCUCCACACUUCUCUAGAAGUGUGCACAUGCAUACUCUCCGUCAUGGCUCUAACAAUGGUGGACCUAACAAUGGUUGCUCUAACAAUGGUGGACCUAACAACUCCAUCCAGCCAAUGGUUGGUUACACCAAUUCAAUGUUUUUAACACCAUGACAAGGAGUGGGAAAGUGCAUACUUUGGAAAAAGGGUGGACAAUCAGAAAGCAGCCAAGAUUAUAGCUACAGGCAAGAGGAAGGGACUGACUGACUAACUGCAACAGAUGCAGGACAGAGGAUCCAAAAAGAAAAUAUGAUUUUCUACAUUAUUUAUAUUACGACCCAGUAUGAUUGUGCAUGUGUGUGUAUGUAUUUAUCACAGUUGUUACACGCCAGCAGAAUGAUGUGCUGGGAAACAUUUUAUAUGAGAGCAGGCAUUCUAUACGAUGAGAAGACAUUCUAUAUGAUAGGAGACAUUCUAUAUGAUGAGGAGACAUUCUAUAUGACAAGGAGACAUUCUAUAUGAUGAGGAAACAUUCCAUGUGACAAUGACACAUUCUAUAUGACAAGGGGACAUUCUAUAUGAUGAGGAGACAUUCCAUGUGGCAAUGAGACAUUCUAUAUGACAAAGAGACAUUCUAUAUGAUGAGGAGACAUUCCGUGUGGCAAUGAGACAUUCUAUAUGACAAGGGGACAUUCUAUAUGACAAGGAGACAUUCCAUGUGGCAAUGAGACAUUCUAUAUGACAAGGGGACAUUCUAUAUGACAAGGGGACAUUCUAUAUGAUAAGCAGACAUUCUAUAUGAUGAGGAUACAUUCUAUAUGACAAGGAGAUAUUCUAUAUGAAUAGCAGACCUUAUGUAUGUUGAAGACACUUUUUAUGUGACAAGGAGCCUUCUAUAUGAUGAGGAGAAAUUCUAAAUGACAAGGAGACAUUCUAAAUGACAAGGAGACAUUCUAUAUGACAAGGGGACAUUCUAUAUGACAAGGAGACAUUCUAUAUGAUAAGCAGACAUUCUAUAUGAUGAGGAUACAUUCCAUGUGACAAUGACACAUUCUAUAUGACAAGGGACAUUCUAUAUGACAAGGGGACAUUCUAUAUGACAAGGGGACAUUCUAUAUGACAAGGGGACAUUCUAUAUGACGAGGAGACAUUCUAUAUGAUGAGGAUACAUUCCAUGUGACAAUGACACAUUCUAUAUGACAAGGGACAUUCUAUAUGACAAGGAGACAUUCUAUAUGAUGAGGAGACAUUCUAUAUGACAAGGAGACAUUCUAUAUGACAAGGGGACAUUCUAUAUGACAAGGAGACAUUCUAUAUGAUAAGCAGACAUUCUAUAUGAUGAGGAUACAUUCCAUGUGACAAUGACACAUUCUAUAUGACAAGGGACAUUCUAUAUGACAAGGAGACAUUCUAUAUGAUGAGGAGACAUUCUAUAUGACAAGGAGACAUUCUAUAUGACAAGGGGACAUUCUAUAUGACAAGGAGACAUUCUAUAUGACAAGGAGACAUUCUAUAUGAUGAGGAGACAUUCUAUAUGACAAGGGGACAUUCUAUAUGACAAGGGGACAUUCUAUAUGACAAGGGACAUUCUAUAUGACAAGGAGACAUUCUAUAUGAUGAGGAGACAUUCUAUAUGACAAGGGGACAUUCUAUAUGACAAGGGGACAUUCUAUAUGAUAAGCAGACAUUCUAUAUGAUGAGGAUACAUUCUAUAUGACAAGGAGAUAUUCUAUAUGAAUAGCAGACCUUAUGUAUGUUGAAGACACUUUUUAUGUGACAAGGAGCCUUCUAUAUGAUGAGGAGAAAUUCUAAAUGACAAGGAGACAUUCUAUAUGACGAGGAGACAUUCUAAAUGACAAGGAGACAUUCUAUAUGAUGAGCAGACAUUGUAUAUGAUGAGGAGACAUUCUAAAUGACAAGGAGACAUUCUAUAUGAUGAGCAGACAUUCUAUAGGAUGAAGAGACAUUCCAUAUGAAGAGCAGACAUUCUAAAUGACAAGGAGAUAUUCUGUAUGAUGGGCAGAUAAUAUAUAUGACAAGGAGACAUUCUUGCCGGGGCGGCAGCGUAGCCUAGUAGUUAGAGCGUUGGACUAGUAACCGAAAGGUUAAAAGAUCGAAUCCCCAAGAUGACAAGGUACAAAUCUGUUGUUCUGCUCCUGAACAAAGCAGUUAACCCAUUGUUCCUAGGCCACCAUUGAAAAUAAGAAUUUGCUCUUAACUGACUUGCCUAGUUAAAUAAAGGUAAAAAUAAAUAUGAAGAGCAGACAUUCUAUGUAAUGAGGAGACAUUCUAUAUGAUGAGGAGUCAUUUUAAAUGCCUAGGAGAUAUUCUAUAUGACGAGCAACAUUCUAUAUGACGAGGAGACAUUCUAUAUGACAAGGAGUAUUUCUAUAUGACAAGGAGGCAUUCUAUAUGAUGAGCAGACAUUAUAUAUGUCAAGGAGUAUUUCUAUAUGACAAGGAGACAUUCUAUAUAACAAGGAGUCAUUCUAUAUGACAUUAUAUAUGUCAAGGAGUAUUUCUAUAUGACAAGGAGACAUUCUAUAUAACAAGGAGUCAUUCUAUAUGCCGAGCAGACAUUCUAUAUGCCGAGCAGACAUUCUAUAUGACAAGGAGUAUUUCUAUAUGACAAGGAGGCAUUCUAUAUGAUGAGCAGACAUUAUAUAUGUCAAGGAGUAUUUCUAUAUGACAAGGAGACAUUCUAUAUAACAAGGAGUCAUUCUAUAUGACGAGCUGACAUUCUAUAUGAUGAGGAGACAUUCUAUAUGAUGAGGAAACAUUAUAUUUGAAGAGCAGACAUUCUAUAUGACAAGGAGUAUUUCUAUAUGACAAGGAGACAUUCUAUAUAACAAGGAGUCAUUCUAUAUGACGAGCUGACAUUCUAUAUGAUGAGGAGACAUUCUAUAUGAUGUGGAGACAUUCUAUUUGAAGAGCAGACAUUCUAUAUGACAAUGAGACAUUCUAUAUGACAAUGAGACAUUCUAUAUGACAAGGAGACAUUCUAUAUGAAGAGCACACAUUCUAUACAAUGAGGAGACAUUCUAUAUGACGAGCUGACAUUCUAUAUGAUGAGGAGAAAUUCUAUAUGAUGAGGAGACAUUCUAUUUGAAGAGCACACAUUCUAUACAAUUAGGAGACAUUCUAUAUGACAAGGAGACAUUAUAUAUGAAGAGCAGACAUUCUAUAUGAUGAGGAGAUGUUCUAUAUGAUGAGGAGACAUUCUAUAUAUGAUAUGGAGACAUUCUAUGCAUGAUAUGGAGACAUUCUAUAUAUGAUAUGGAGACAUUCUAUAUGAUGAGACAUUCUAUUCAAUGAGGAGACAUUUUAUAUGAAAAGCAGAUAUUCUAUACGAUGAGGAGACAUUCUAUAUAUGACAAGCAUGCAUUUUAUACGAUGACAUAAGAGAUAAAGAAGAAGAACUGUGGGAAUCUUCAGUCGGGGAUUGAGGAUCUGUGGACAUGUGGAUAAUGACAGGACAGCUAAGCUUGAGCCUUAGCCUUCCAUCUUAGCUCAUCAACACCCUCACAAUGGAUGUGUCAGUCAGUCUGUCUGUCUGUCUGCUAAGCUGAGAGGUGAAUGUGACUGCACUCUCAUUACGCUUGUGGACUAUGGAUAAAUAGGAGUAUUCUUUUUUGAAAAUAUUAUUGAAAUGUUAUUGAAAAAUGUUAUCAUAUUUUGCAUAGUUUUUUUUUCUUGUUGAAUUUUGUAUGUUUUUAUCAUUCAGUUCUUCUCUUUCUGAACAACAUCAUCACACAAACAAAUGUAAUGUUGCCUCAAAACCCCCACACGGGGUUAUGGUCUUUUUAGGCUCAUUGGUUAGUCUUAUAUACCCAGAAGGUUACUCUCACGAUCAUCAUUGGAGGUUAUUCGUAAAACUUUACAGCUAAGGUAAAAUCUAGCUAAGGUCAAAUCUAGCCAAGGUCAAAUCUAGCCAAGGUCAAAUCUAGCUAAGGUCAAAUCUAGCUAAGGUCAAAUCUAGUUAGUUUUUUUAUUUCCGAAUCUGAAACAAAGAGAUACAUGUCUAAUUGUUUUCUGUCAUUGAGAAACGAGUUUACUCUGGUUGUUAUGUUUAGGAAGAACUCUGUUCAUCGAUAUCUAGAACUGCUUUUCAAGACAUUUGUGUUAACACUUAACAGAGAAGGAAUCUACAGAACUCCCAUUCUCUCUGCUCUGCUCUUCUUCCUCAGCAAACUGACCAUAUUGCUUCUCUCUUACUGAUUUCAAUCUUUUGGUACCUUUUCUGGUCAACAUUCCCACCUUAUUUUUUUAUUUGUCUUUUGGUCCCCUUAUAAUCAGGGUAGUACACCUCUGACUCAUAUAUGGUGACUGGCAUCAUGGAGACCAAAUGGCAUCCUAUUCACUAUACAGUGCACUAUACACUGUAGGGAAAAGGGUUCUAUUGCCCAAACUCUAAUGCACUAUAUAGGGAAUAGGAUUCCAUAUGGGACACACACAAUGACAGAAAAAGGUUAAGUAUGUGUCAGAGCCAUACUGCUCCGGUGGGUGUUAGCCCUUAUUCAAAAAUGUCUAGUGUCCAAUUAUUUACACCCAUAGUAUUCCAUCUUUGGCUUAAAGUAAAAAGGAGAAGCAUGUGUGGAGAUAAUACAGUCAUGUACAGUAUGGGGGUACCCAUAAACAUAUGGGGGUACCCCUAAACAUUCAAGGCAAGAGCAGCAAGCUACAACUAAAUAACCACAGGUCAUACUCUGAAUAUAUUUAUGAUAAUAUAUGCUGUAAAUAUAUUUCUUUCAAAAGUGAAAAGGAAUUUGUAGAUUGUAUAAACAAACAGUAUGAUUCAACAGGCGCCAUUAUAUCUCUGUCAUGAAAUUAACAUAAUUAUUCAUUGUUUCAUCUAGUCCAAUUGCACAAAAUGUAACCCUCUUUUCUGUAAAAAAACAAAAAAACUAUUCUAAGGAAACACAAAUACACAUAUUGAACUGUU
Molecule: messenger RNA, 7140 nt
Organism: Salmo salar (Atlantic salmon)
Lineage: Eukaryota; Metazoa; Chordata; Actinopteri; Salmoniformes; Salmonidae
Gene: slc1a7a
Product: solute carrier family 1 member 7a
Biological process (GO): L-glutamate transmembrane transport
Cellular component (GO): plasma membrane
Molecular function (GO): L-glutamate transmembrane transporter activity; neutral L-amino acid transmembrane transporter activity; glutamate:sodium symporter activity
Source: RefSeq, a predicted model, not a curated record